AAGAGGACUUGCAUGUUAGUCCUCUCUGUCUUCACCAGCAGUUUUGAAAACUAGCAGAAGUUCUUAACAUAUAAAUGAACAGCUAAAAAAUCCCCAGAAAUGAUGGCUGCAGCUUCAGCUGAUGUACUGACCCUUAUUCCACACAAGGAAGCCUUCUGGAGUAACCAAACUAGCCUAGACAUAAAUGCCUCAGAAAUUCAAAACAAUGCCAGUUGUCCCUUGGAUGACAACUCACUGUCAUUUGCUUUGAUAGUUUUUUACUCUAUUAUUUUUGUCGUUGGAUUGGUUGGAAAUAUUAUAGCCCUGUUUGCUUUCCUGUGCAUUCAUCAGAAAAGGAAUUCUAUCCAAGUUUACUUGCUAAACGUAGCUGUUGCAGACCUUCUGCUGAUCUUCUGUCUUCCCUUCCGAAUACUCUAUCAUGUUACCAAAAACACCUGGAUGUUUGGACUAAUUUUAUGCAAGAUUGUAGGAACUCUAUUUUAUAUGAACAUGUAUAUUAGUAUAGUACUGUUGGGACUAAUUAGUCUAGAUCGUUAUAUAAAAAUAAAUAAGUCUGUGAAGCGUCCUAAAAUGUUAACUACUACACGAAGCAUACGUAUAUGUUGCAUGGUGUGGGCACUUGCACUAACAGGAUUUAUAAUAGUAGUUGCACCAUCUUUCUUUAAGAGUGGGGACAGCAAUUCUACUAUGUGCUUUCAUUACAGAAAUAAACAAAAUGCAAAGACAGAAGCAAUUUUAAAUUACAUUACUGUAAUAAUUUUUUGGAUAGUUUUUUUCCUUCUGAUACUCUCAUAUGUUAAAAUUGCCAAGAACCUUCUGAAAAUUUCAAGGAAAAGAGCAAAUUUUCCCAAUGCAGGAAAAUAUACCCAGACAGCAAGGAAUUCCUUCAUUGUGCUCGUUAUUUUCACCAUCUGUUUUGUUCCUUACCACAUGUUCCGGUUUGCCUACAUUACAUCACAGUUACAAAACCCAUCUUGUUAUUGGAAGGAAAUCAUUCACAAAUGCAAUGAGGUGAUGCUCAUAUUUUCAUCUUUUAACAGCUGCUUAGACCCAGUUAUGUAUUUCCUAAUGUCCAGAAGUGUCCGUAAGACGGUAUUCCAACUUAUUUGCAGAAAAAUUCACGGAGAUUCAGGCCUAACUCUGGAAAGCACUUCAGAAAUAAAACUUGGACAAUAUACACAAGAGAGAUUAUCUACCACCACUCCUCACUCAAGUUCUUUAAAGAAGAAGUCUUUGAUUUGAUUAUCUGAAUGCAUACUGGUUUAUCUCUGUCACUCCAGGACAUCAAUUUAAGAUUACCAAAUGCUAUACUGUAGAGCUACUAAUCCUGCGUCUUUCUUCCUGUUAAAAAUGAGAAGUAUUACUUCUGUUUGUGAAAUGAGAAGUUACUUUUCAGAAGUAUUUUGCUCUUGUUUAUCUAAGAAAACGAGAUAGGAAGUCCUCAGACUUCUUCUGUUGGGCUAAACUAGAACACUAACUCUGUAAGGAGACCUCCACAAAGUGGCUUGAAUCUGUAUAAGGAAUCUUGUGUAUAGACAUUAAUAUUACCAACUUGUGUAUGUAAGUAAUAGAUGAAUUAUAUCCUAUUCAAAAGAGCUAUAUAAACCAUGAAAGAUUUUAUGUACUUCUGUGUUUUAACAGGUUUCAGAGAUGAGCAUUUUAACUACAUUUAUAGAAGUAUUUUUUCCAAUAAAAUAUUUCUGAAUUUAGCAACAUAUAUGGCUUAAAAAUGAAGUUAAUAAUACAACUACCAUUAAUUCACUUAUAAUUACAGAAGGUACACUUGGUUUUAUUAAACAGCAAAAUUAAAAUAUGCAAGCCUUCUAAGACCCUUAUUAUAUUCUCAACGUUUUAAUGAAA
Messenger RNA from Athene cunicularia (burrowing owl), 1860 nucleotides. It is a transcript of the gene GPR34, whose product is annotated as G protein-coupled receptor 34. The transcript has 2 exons. Gene Ontology annotation, biological process: G protein-coupled receptor signaling pathway. Gene Ontology annotation, molecular function: G protein-coupled purinergic nucleotide receptor activity. Lineage: Eukaryota; Metazoa; Chordata; Aves; Strigiformes; Strigidae. The record is from RefSeq and is a predicted model, not a curated record. The coding region runs from base 100 to 1242 and encodes 380 amino acids. Gene Ontology annotation, cellular component: membrane.